AUGUCUACUCUGAAACCACUCUUGCUGGCGGGUGGCCACUCAUCGCGAAUGGGCACCCGCAAAGAACUCUUACGUGUCGCCGGCGAUGUCCCCUUGUUCGUCCAUCUGCUGAUCAUCCUACACGAAGCGUGUCCCGAGUCAGAAGUGGUGUUUCUCUCAUUGCGCGAUCACAAUUCAUUAAAGGCCAUUGAGAACGAUCGCCAUAUCACUGCUGUCCCAGAUAAUCGACUAAUUCUCACCAACGGGACUACCACUUUCCCGGUCCAUGUAGUCUACGACGGUCCUGGAGUGCCCAGCGAACAUGACAGCGCCGGCAUUGGCCCAGGAGCCGGCUUGCUGGCUGCUCAUCACCAGGACCAAAGUGCACACUGGUUGGUAGUUGCCUGCGACUAUCCAUUCAUAUCGACUGCCGCGCUGUCUCAACUUCGACGCGAAUGGACCGCGCCAGUCACAUGCUUCGAAAACAGGGACUGCUUCUUGCGGUGGUGA
This is a messenger RNA of Aspergillus fumigatus Af293, 489 nucleotides long. Its product is annotated as molybdenum cofactor guanylyltransferase. The transcript is spliced from 2 exons. The record is from RefSeq and is a predicted model, not a curated record. Bases 1 to 489 code for a protein of 162 amino acids. Lineage: Eukaryota; Fungi; Ascomycota; Eurotiomycetes; Eurotiales; Aspergillaceae.